CAGCAAUUGAGUUUCUACGGGAAAGCAGUAUGCGUCUUGUUCGUUGUGGGGUUGGUUUGGUGGAAUGUUCCGUGUAGGAAAAGAAAGCCGCUUUUAUUAAAGUUUUCAUUUCAGAAGCUAGAGAGGAAAAAAAUUAAAGCAUAAUGCAGCUGCUUGUACGAGGACAGGGGAGUAAUGUUAUUGACUGUGAAGGCAAUGAGUCUGUAGGGCAGAUCAUAGUAAGUGAAUUACUUUGCUUUUAUUUUUCAGGCUCUGAGAUGAUUGCAGAGGAUGAACUUGCUUCACAGCGAAAGGCUGAGACCAUAACUGUUUCCUUCCUUGUCAUUUCUGAUUCAUCAUUNAACCUGCGAUGCUUAAGCAUCGAUGUCAGUGUUUCUGUGAAGGGCGGGAAGGUGCACGGCUCCUUGGCUCGUGCUGGUAAAGUCAAGGGUCAGACCCCCAAGGUGGACAAACAAGAGAAGAAGAAGAAAAAGACUGGCCGUGCUAAGCGACGUAUACAGUACAAUCGCCGGUUUGUGAAUGUUGUGCAAGGUUUUGGCCGCAGGAGGGGCCCUAAUGCAAAUUCAUAAGUGAAUAAUUUUGAAAUCAAAGUUAGUUUGAGAUCAGAAUUGAAUAUCAGAGUUUUGUAACCUGCUUAUUUAAUGAGUGUUGUACAAAGUGAUGCUUGAAGGUGUGAUUGGUUUAUUGAUUGAUUCAAUCAAAUUAAAUUAGAAGAAAUAAUUUUUGUGAUUGAUGCCACUUGCAUGGAUUGGAAUGAUCUCAAGUUAAUUUUGAUAAAAUUAUGAGAAUUUGUAUAUGGUUGUUUUUAUGUAAUAAAAUGUAAAUAACAGUG
Messenger RNA from Cryptotermes secundus, 832 nucleotides. RefSeq lists its product as uncharacterized. Lineage: Eukaryota; Metazoa; Arthropoda; Insecta; Blattodea; Kalotermitidae. Bases 144 to 569 code for a protein of 141 amino acids. Gene Ontology annotation, cellular component: cytosolic small ribosomal subunit; ribosome. The transcript has 4 exons. Gene Ontology annotation, molecular function: structural constituent of ribosome. Gene Ontology annotation, biological process: translation. The record is from RefSeq and is a predicted model, not a curated record.